Plectropomus leopardus (leopard coralgrouper) is the source of this 1326-nucleotide messenger RNA. The record is from RefSeq and is a predicted model, not a curated record. NCBI's taxonomy places the organism in Eukaryota, Metazoa, Chordata, Actinopteri, Perciformes, Serranidae.
AUGGAACAUUGUGCUGGUCAAUCUUUUAGUGCAUGCCACCCCAGUAGACACUGGACUUCCGACCUGCUCCCCAGCAGUUAUAAACCACUGACAGAUCUGGGACAUGGAGGCUUUGGACAGGUGGUCAAAUGCUUGAAAAAGGACACCAACGAGAUUGUUGCUGUGAAGAUCCCUGAAGAGGGCUGCAGCAUCCACACGGAAUUAAGGAUACUGAACAUCUUGAAGUGGAAUGACCUGCAUGAGUACAACAUCGUCAAGUUCAUGGACUUGAUUACACUGAGGGACGGCAGAGAUGCGCUAGCCUUCGAGAUGCUGGAUGUGACUCUACUGGACUAUAUUGUUGACCAGAGGAACUAUACCCCUCUGGAUAUAUGUGACAUUAGGAGUAUAGUCCAACAGAUGGCCACAGCAUUAAAUGCUCUGAAGACCACAGGCUUGAUUCACACCGAUAUUAAGUUAGAUAACAUCAUGCUGGUGGAUCCACAGACGCAUCCUCUCAGGGUGAAGCUCAUUGAUUUUGGGCUGGCUUUUCCAACCUCUUUACUGAGGCACAGAGUGGGCAAAUCUCAACAGACGAAACAUUUUAGGGCUCCAGAAAUAUUUUUGGGACUUCCAUUUUCAGAGGCCAUAGACAUGUGGUCUGUAGGAGUUGUGAUGUCAGUCAUGCUGCUUGGUGCCCCGCUCUUCCAAGGAAAGACUGAAUAUGAUGUAACACCUGAGGAGUACUGGCCAAGUCCUCCCUGCAAAUACAAGCCCAUCAUAUUCCGCAACCUGGAUGAUUUGCAGAAGUUGCCCCUGGAGAACCUGCAUGUGGUGGAGGUGGAUGAAAGGGUGGAGUGCAUUGACCUGCUUGAGGCAAUGCUUUGUUUGGACCCCAGUGAGAGGAUUACCCCAACUGAAGUACUUGCCCAUCCAUUUAUCACAAGAGGCACCUUUCAGCAAAACUCAAACUCAAGUGUCACCAGUGGAUUUCAGGGAUCCUCUUCAGCAACAUCAUCUCCCGGCGUUAUCCUGGUGUGGCCUGCACCAGCUGAGUGCUGCUCACAAGGGCAUGAGGACCGCAGGCAGAGUGAAUCUUGCCCACCAGAUUGCCUGGAGAAGCUCUCGAAAAAAAGACCAGUGGAACCCCCUCCCCAUGUACCUGAGGAGUGCAAUUUGGGACAGCAACUCACACCCACCACACUUGAUGACAUAGCGCCGAAGAAUCAGAGGAAGAAUCAGAGGAAGAAUCAGAGGAAGCGAAAGAGGAAUUGCUUCAGGCUCUUCUUAGUGUGGACCAGGAGGACAUUCUUCAGCUGCAUCAGGGUCAACAAUACGGAGAAAUAA